AACUGAUAGUAAGUCUGCAGCCACCUUCACUGGCAUGAAGAUGUAUGGCGUGAUGCGGUUCGAUCUCCAGCUUCCAGCAGGCCAGGCCCAAGUGCUUCGUUGGAAUCAGCAUCAACAACUCAGACUUCCAGCAGCCUAGGCCCAACUAUUUCGUUGCCCUCAACAACUUUGACUUCCUACAAGCCGACCCAAACUUUUAACAUAUCAUCAUCGUCGACUUACUAUCAAAUGGGCGUGUGGCCCGUGGGGAUGGUGCCGGCGGGGGCGGCGGCAGCGAAUGUAGAUCCCCUUGGGGUCCUCGGGGUGUUCGUUGGUAUGGGGGCGUACGGGUUGGUCCCACUGACGGCUGGAGCGGCUGGGGCAGCGGCUGGGGCAGCGGCUGGAGCAGCAGCGGCUGGGGCAGCAGCGGCUGUUGGUGCCUUGAUGCUUGUUCCUGAUCUCAAGUUCAGUCUCUGGUUUAGCGUCAAGGACGUUAAUGCUCCGCCUUGCCAUCAAUUUUUUUCAAUUCUCGUCGAAAAGGGUGGUUCUAUAGCGAAUGGAGACGUGAAUUUUUUGGGAAAUUCAGAGAAAAGUACGUCGAUCGGGGAGCACUCAUCAACUAACCUGAUCUUUAAUUCCCCCCUUAAACGUUAAACGCAGCUGACCUCAAGGUCCCCCCUCAAAUUGGUGGCGGAGUUUCCGUGGAGGGAAUGUAUUACCAGACGACGAUUUGGGAGUAUAACGUCACAACCUUUCAACU
This is a messenger RNA of Cantharellus anzutake, 739 nucleotides long. RefSeq lists its product as uncharacterized. Bases 229 to 633 code for a protein of 134 amino acids. The record is from RefSeq and is a predicted model, not a curated record. The transcript is spliced from 5 exons. Lineage: Eukaryota; Fungi; Basidiomycota; Agaricomycetes; Cantharellales; Hydnaceae.